UUCGCUUCAUUUCGUUUCUUUCUCUCUUUCUCUUUUUUUAGUAUUUUGCAACGUUUUUGUAUCCAUGGAGGAAGAAGAACCUUCCAUAACAUCGCCACUUCCAGGAACGUUACACAAGUUCCUCUCCCGCAGUGGCAAGCCUGUCUACGCCGCGAAGCCGCUCACAGUGGUGCGCUCCACCACCAGCAACGGCGGCGCACGUGUUCUCGCCGCGCAGCCAAACCCUAACGAGGACAAUCCUCUCCAAGAAGAAGGACAAGGCGAAACCGGCUUCGAUGUUUCUUAUUUCACCGCACUGAGCAAAAGGCAACAACAACAACGACAAAGGCUUGAGGCGUUUCUCAAUGGCACGAACACGAAGGUCGCUUCCAAAGGAGAGUCUCUGAAACCGAUGGCGCCAAUGGAAGAAAAAGUAGAAGAGGAGGAGGAGGAAGGUGAUGAGGCAGAAUCAACUCCACCGGUUCAACCGGUUAGUAUAGUGUCGGAACCGGUUCGACCGGUGCAGGAAAAAACGGUUACUGAUGACGUGGAGGUGGUGGAGGUGCGCAAGGCUGUGGAGAAGAGGAAUAUUCCUAAUCUCGAGGACGGGGAGUUUCCGGAGGAGGCUGGGUGGUUCUUGCUUGGGAGGAAGGUUGAGGUUGCGAUUUCCACGGCCAGAGGAGUGAACAGAUUGGUGGACAAUGAAAUCGUUCAUUUCAACUUUCCUCUUCCGACUUACUCGAGGAAGUCUCAGUUGAUCGUUCGUGUUUCAACCAAGCGUUCUGGAGAGGUUGGGAGGAUGCCAAUGGAAUGGGCAAAGAUUGUGAUUCCGCUUAUGCGUUCUGGAAAGGUCAAUGUUCGAGGCCGAUGCAUUGCUGCCCCAGAUAAACUGGAGAUGAUGCAAGAGAUUAUGUUUUUAGUGAGCUUUUAUAUUCACAACUCUGUAUUUGCCGACCGUGUUGACACCUCUUGGAGGCUAGAGGCUUGUGGUAAAAUUGAUGAUACUAUGUAUCCAAUUCUUGCCCUGCUAAAAAUGCUUGAGAUCAAGCCAUCUCGAAAGGCUGAAUUCACGCCAGAAGAUAUAGAUUCUCGAAAGCGGUUGCUCUAUCCAAGUGCUGAGUCAGAUGAAGCUGCAGCAUUGCCUUUGAUCAAGCGAAGAAAGGGUGGCGAGCCUAUUCCAGAGCAAAAUAAUGACGAACAAGCUCUUUCAGAGUCAGCUUUAAACAAAAUUGUUGGAGCUGCAGAAAUCUAUGACUUAAAGGAGAAGGAAGCCCCAAAGACACUUACGUGUAAUCUAAAGCCUUACCAGAAGCAGGCCUUGUAUUGGAUGGGUGAAAUCGAGAAGGGAAUGGAUGUUGAGAGUGCAGAAAGAACUCUGCAUCCCUGCUGGUCAGCCUACACUAUAUGCAAGGGAAGGACUAUUUAUGUCAAUAUAUUUACCGGAGAAGCUUCAAAGAAAUUUCCCAAAUCAACUGAGAUGGCAAGAGGAGGAAUUCUAGCGGAUGCAAUGGGACUUGGAAAGACCGUUAUGACAAUUGCUCUGAUACUCAGUAAUCCAGGCCGAGGCAACUCAGAAAAGAAGGAUGCGAUAAAUGGAUAUGAUGAUAUUAUAGCAAAUAAAAGAAAGAACGCUUACGCGAUGCAUAAAGUUGAGGGUGGCACCCUUAUUGUUUGUCCCAUGGCUUUGUUAGGUCAAUGGAAGGAUGAGCUUGAAACGCAUUCAAAGCCUGGUAGCAUAUCCAUAUUUGUUCAUUAUGGUGGCGGAAGAACUGAUGAUCUCUUGUUCAUCUCAGGGCAUGACGUUGUCUUAACAACUUAUGGUGUCCUAUCAGCUGAAUACAAAAAUAAUGGAGACAAUAGCAUCUACCACAAGAUCCAAUGGUACAGGGUGGUGCUGGACGAAGCUCAUAAUAUAAAAGCCCAUAGAAGUCAGGUUUCCCAGGCUGCUUUUGCUCUCUCAGCACACAGCCGCUGGUGUCUAACUGGAACACCGCUUCAGAAUAGCUUGGAGGACCUAUACAGUCUCUUGUGUUUCUUGCGUGUUGAACCUUGGUGCAACUCGGCAUGGUGGCAGAAGUUGAUUCAAAGGCCUUAUGAGAAUGGUGAUCCAAGAUCACUGAAGCUGGUCAAAGCCAUUUUGAGGAUGCUAAUGCUAAGAAGAACGAAGGAAUCGAAAGAUAAAGAGGGAAGGCCUAUACUUUUCCUGCCUCCAAUUGAUAUUGAAUUGAUUGAGUGUAAACAAUCGGAAUCUGAACGGGACUUCUACGAAACCCUUUUCGAGCGAUCUAAAGUUCAAUUUGAUCAGUACGUUGCACAAGGAAAUGUUCUACACCAUUAUGCCAAUAUCCUUGACCUUCUAAUGCAGUUGAGACGCUGUUGUAACCAUCCGUUUUUGGUUAUGUGCGGAAGCGAUUCCCGUAAGUAUGCAGACUUAGGCAGACUCGCAAGAAGAAUUCUUCAGUCUGAUACUGGUUCACCCAACGAAAGCAAUCAUGAUGAUCCACAGCAGCAAGCAGAGAUGAGCAAACUCGCAGAUAUAUUACUUCUUAACUCUGCUUCUCCGGACUCUAUUCAACCUCGUGCAUACAUCGAAGAGGUUUUGGAGAAUAUUCAAAAGGGCGAUACUGGAGAAUGCGCGGUAUGUUUGGAAUCUCCAGAAGAUCCUGUAUUUACACCAUGUGCUCAUAAAUUUUGUAGAGAAUGUCUGUUCAGUUGCUGGGGCACAUCAGCGGGUGGAAAAUGUCCAAUCUGUCGUAAAUUGCUCCAGAAAGAUGAUCUGAUCACUUGUCCAUCUGAAAGCCCAUUCAAGGUCGAUAUUAAGAACAAUGUGACAGAGUCUUCGAAGGUUUCAAAGCUAUUCGAAUUCCUGGAACGUAUUCUGUACUCACCCUCGGGUGAAAAGAGUAUUGUCUUCAGUCAGUGGACUUCAUUUUUUGAUCUCUUGGAGAAUCCAUUGAGGCGGAGAGGCAUUGGCUUUUUGAGAUAUGAUGGAAAAUUGACGCAGAAACAGAGGGAGAAAGUUCUGGAUGAAUUCAAUAAAACAAGGGAGAAAAGGGUUUUGCUGAUGUCGCUAAAGGCUGGUGGUGUUGGCUUGAACUUAACUGCAGCCUCAAAUGUUUUCAUUAUGGAUCCAUGGUGGAAUCCUGCUGUUGAGGAGCAAGCAAUAAUGAGAAUUCAUCGCAUAGGACAAAACCGUAGAGUUAAAGUAAGAAGAUUCAUUGUGAAGGACACAGUGGAAGAUCGUUUGCAACAAGUGCAGGCCAGAAAACAAAGGAUGAUAUCUGGUACCCUCACCGAUGACGAGGUUCGAUCUGCUAGGAUCCAAGACCUCAAAAUGCUAUUCACGUGAGAUCAUUUAUUCAUCUACAAACCCAAUUUUGUAUAGCUUUUUGAAUCCUUUCUACAGUGAAAGGCUUCUUUUUCUUGUGUACAUACAUCAUUUAUUGUUAUUUAUUUUAACACAAAAGGAAGCCCACUGUUUUUGUUAAUCUGUAGGCUUUAGUGGCUACUUCCUUUUUUGUCAUCUUCUCAGUUUAGAGAAUCGGAAAACCAGGAAUAGAAUUUUCCAAUAACUUAUCACGUUAAAGGUAAAUCAAUAAAAUACUAUUGCACCUUUUUUUUUUUCUAAGCUACUGAAUAGAAACCAAAAGAAACAACGUAGUUCCU
This is a messenger RNA of Vigna unguiculata (cowpea), 3645 nucleotides long. Its product is annotated as DNA repair protein RAD5B-like. NCBI's taxonomy places the organism in Eukaryota, Viridiplantae, Streptophyta, Magnoliopsida, Fabales, Fabaceae. Gene Ontology annotation, biological process: DNA repair. Gene Ontology annotation, cellular component: nucleus. Gene Ontology annotation, molecular function: hydrolase activity, acting on acid anhydrides, in phosphorus-containing anhydrides; zinc ion binding; ATP-dependent activity, acting on DNA. The record is from RefSeq and is a predicted model, not a curated record.